AUGUUGAGUAGAGAUCUUCCUGACAUUGAGAGCAUCCUGGCUCUGAACCCCAGGGUUAAAACGCACUCUCAGGUCAUCUCCACGGCGAACAAAAAGAAAGAAAAGAAACACUGGAAGAGAAAUCCAGAGAGGAACUGUGGACCUUGUUCACAGCUGGAAAACAACUUUGAUGACAUCAAACACACAACACUCAGUGAGCGUGGAGCUCUGCGAGAAGCCAUGAGGUGUCUCAAAUGUGCUGACGCUCCUUGCCAGAAGAGCUGCCCGACCAACCUGGACAUUAAGUCAUUCAUCACAAGUAUUUCCAAUAAGAACUACUACGGAGCAGCGAAGGCCAUUCUCUCUGAUAAUCCACUGGGUUUGACCUGUGGAAUGGUUUGUCCCACAUCAGAUCUGUGUGUGGGAGGCUGUAACCUCUAUGCCACUGAGGAAGGCCCCAUAAACAUUGGAGGGCUACAGCAAUUCGCAACUGAGGUGUUCAAUAAGAUGGGGAUCCCUCAAAUCAGGAAUCCUGAACUCCCACCAGCCAAUGAGAUGCCAGAGUCUUACCACAGUCCCAUUGCUCUGAUUGGCUGUGGCCCAGCAUCAAUUAGCUGUGCUUCCUUUCUGGCCCGUCUUGGAUAUGACGAUAUUACUAUCUUUGAAAAGGGGAAGUACAUUGGAGGACUGAGCUCAUCAGAAAUCCCCCAGUUCAGACUUCCGUAUGAAGUGGUUCAGUUUGAAGUAGACCUGAUGAAGGAUCUGGGAGUCAAGGUGGUGUGUGAAAAGGGCCUCGGUGUUGAUGGAAUGACUGUGACGUCUCUAAAGAACGAGGGAUACAAGGCUGUCUUUAUUGGAAUUGGUCUACCUCAGGCCAACAGAGCUGAAAUCUUCCAGGGUUUGACUGUUGAUCAAGGUUUCUUUACCUCCAAAGAUUUUCUGCCCAAGGUUGCUUUAGCUAGCAAGAAAGGUAUGUGUCAGUGUCGGUCAGCACUUCCUGAGUUAAAGGGCAUGGUGAUAGUAUUGGGCGCUGGAGACACAGCCUUUGACUGUGCCACCUCAGCUCUUCGCUGUGGAGCCAAGAGGGUGUACGUCUGCUUCAGGAAGGGGUUCACUAACAUCAGGGCUGUGCCUGAAGAGAUGGAGCUGGCUAAAGAGGAACAGUGUGAGUUCCUGCCCUUCCUGUCCCCUCGUGAAGUCAUCAUGAAGAACGGGCGAGUUGCUGGGUUACAGUUCUGUCGCACUGAGCAGACUGACACGGGGGACUGGGUGGAAGAUGAGGACCAAGUUGUGAGGCUGAAGGCAGAUUACAUCAUCAGUGCCUUUGGGUCAAUGCUGAGUGACCCUAAAGUGACUGAGGCAAUGGCUCCAGUGAAGCUGACCCGCUGGGCAACUCCAGAGGUGAACACAGAUACCAUGCAGACCAGUGAGCCGUGGGUGUUUGCAGGAGGAGACGUGGCUGGUCUGGCUAACACCACGGUGGAAUCAGUUAACGAUGGCAAACAGGCCUCAUGGCACAUUCACAGAUACCUGCAGUCUCUGCACGGACAAACUGUUGAUCCAGUCCCAAAGCUGCCAUUGUUCUACAGUGCCAUCGAUGAGGUGGACAUCAGUCUGGAGGUUUGUGGAAUUAAGUUUCCCAACCCAUUUGGACUGGCUUCUGCUCCUCCCACCACCAGCACGGCGAUGAUCAGGAGAGCUUUUGAGCAAGGAUGGGGUUUUGCUCUCACCAAGACAUUUGGCUUGGAUAAGGAUCUCGUGACCAAUGUUUCACCGCGUAUCGUGCGCGGAACCACCUCGGGUCCUCUAUUUGGACCAGGCCAGGGCUCCUUCCUCAACAUUGAGCUCAUCAGUGAGAAGACGGCUGCCUACUGGUGUCAAUCAGUCACUGAACUGAAGAAGGACUUCCCCAAAAAUGUGGUGAUCUCCAGUAUUAUGUGUAGUUACAAUAAGGAAGACUGGACGCAGCUUGCAAAGAUGGCAGAGAAAUCAGGAGCAGAUGCACUUGAACUGAAUCUAUCUUGUCCUCAUGGAAUGGGAGAGAGGGGCAUGGGACUGGCCUGUGGACAGGACACAGUCCUUGUGCGUAACAUCUGUCGCUGGGUGCGAGCAGCCAUUUCUAUUCCAUUCUUUGCCAAAUUGACUCCAAACGUUACCGACAUUGUUGACAUUGCCAAGGCUGCAUAUGAAGGUGGAGCAGAUGGAGUCACUGCCACAAACACAGUGUCAGGGAUGAUGGGACUGAAGGCAGACGGCUCACCCUGGCCCAGUGUUGGUGUAGAAAAACGCACCACUUAUGGAGGAGUGUCUGGUAACGCCAUCAGACCCAUUGCUCUCAGAGCUGUGUCAGCUAUUGCCAGAGCCAUUCCAGGUUUCCCUGUUCUGGCCACUGGGGGCAUUGACUCAGCUGAGUCUGGACUCCAGUUUCUCCAUGCUGGAGCCUCGGUGUUGCAGGUAUGCAGUGCAAUUCAGAACCAGGAUUUCACAGUCAUUGAGGAUUACUGCUUGGGUCUGAAGGCCCUGCUGUAUCUGAAGAGCCUGGAGCUGAAGAACUGGGACGGCCAGUCUCCUCCAACAGAGAAACACCAGAAAGGGAAACCGGUCCCUAGACUAGAGGACCUAGUUGGACAGAGUCUCCCCAGCUUUGGCCCAUACCUUGGACAGAAAAAGAAAGCUCUGGCAGAGUAUAAGAAGAAGCUGAAAAACUCUGGCGAUACAGAUGACAAAGAAACAACAGCCUCCCGCAUCAGUGCACCCAAAAAACCAGUCCCUGCUGUCAAGGAUGUGAUAGCCAGAGCAUUACGCUACAUCGGAACAUAUGGGGAUCUGAACAACAUGGAGCAGGUCCAGGCUUUGAUUGAUGAAGAGAUGUGUAUCAACUGUGGCAAAUGUUACAUGACCUGCAAUGACUCUGGAUACCAGGCCAUUCAAUUUGAUCCAGAGUCCCACAUUCCUUUUGUGACUGACAGCUGUACAGGCUGCACUCUGUGCCUCAGUGUCUGUCCAAUCAUAGAUUGCAUCCAGAUGGUGACCAGAACAACACCAUACGAGCCUAAGAGGGGUUUACCCGUUAAUCCUGUCUGUUAAAGGAAGGACUGAUUAUAACCCUUGUGUUUGAUUGCAAAUGUCAACGCUUUCCAUUCUGUAUAAUCAUUUUUGCUUCAUGCAGUGUACGGCAUUAUUCAUUUUAAUCAAUUUAUUCCAUCACUUUAUUACAAAUUAUUACAGAAAUAAAAUACCAAUCUAAAAGAGACCAGAAAUUAAAAUACAACAAAGUUAUUCAACCAUAGUUGUUACUGUUAGUUUAAAUAUAUGUAUGAUUGUUGUAAUUUGUAUCUACCAUAACUGUCUAUAAUGUAAAAUUUACCAAUUUCCAGUUUGCCUUUUGCCAGUUAUCAUAUAGUGACUCAAAUAAAGGUUUUCUUUAUGAAGCAAAACAA
Molecule: messenger RNA, 3419 nt
Organism: Cynoglossus semilaevis (tongue sole)
Lineage: Eukaryota; Metazoa; Chordata; Actinopteri; Pleuronectiformes; Cynoglossidae
Gene: dpydb
Product: dihydropyrimidine dehydrogenase b
Exons: 25
Coding region: 1-3066 (1021 amino acids)
Biological process (GO): thymine catabolic process; uracil catabolic process
Cellular component (GO): cytosol; cytoplasm
Molecular function (GO): dihydropyrimidine dehydrogenase (NADP+) activity; NADP binding; uracil binding
Source: RefSeq, a predicted model, not a curated record